UAAUCCCGUGACUCUCAAAGUCAAGGAGCCCACCGUUCACGGGGUCAUUGUCAUCUCUAAUCUUUUGAUCAUUCAGAUAAAACUAGUCUUAUUUCUUUAUUUUUUCCCUGUCCAGAAGGCAUCUCACUAUGUCGAGAUCUGGAGCAUUGGAUCUGGCUUCUGGGGUUGGUGGGAAGAUUGAGAAAAAUGAAGUACUCUCAGCUGUUCAGAAGUAUGAGAAGUAUCAUGUUUGUCAUGGAGGGGACGAGGAAGAGAGAAGAGCUAAUUACACUGACAUGGUUAACAAAUACUAUGAUCUUGCUACAAGCUUUUACGAAUAUGGGUGGGGUGAGUCUUUCCAUUUUGCGUCUAGAUGGAAAGGGGAGUCCCUUCGAGAGAGCAUCAAACGACAUGAACAUUUUCUUGCAGUGCAACUAGGAUUGAAAUGUGGACAGAAGGUGUUGGAUGUAGGCUGUGGCAUUGGAGGUCCCCUAAGAGAAAUCGCUAGAUUCAGUGAUACUUCUAUUACAGGGUUGAAUAACAAUGAAUAUCAAAUAACAAGGGGAAAGGAGCUAAACCGCCUUGCUGGAGUGGACAAGACCUGCAACUUUGAGUUGGCCGACUUCAUGAAAAUGCCAUUUUCAAAUGACACUUUUGAUGCAGUAUUUGCAAUAGAAGCCACCUGCCAUGCACCAGAUGUGCUUGAUUGCUACAAGGAGAUUUAUAGAGUGUUGAAGCCUGGCCAGUGUUUUGCUGCUUAUGAAUGGUGCAUUACUGACUGCUUUGAUCCCAUGAACCGAGAACACCAGAGGAUAAAGGGAGAAGUUGAGCUUGGCAACGGACUUCCUGACAUCAGGUCAGUGGGACAAUGUCUUGAAGCUCUGAAACUGGCAGGUUUUGAAGUUCUAUGGGAGAAGGAUGUUGCCGCAGACUCACCUCUCCCUUGGUAUCUCCCUCUGGAUACAACUCAGUUCUCACUAAGUAACUUUCGGACAACGUCUUUUGGACGCUUCAUCACUAGAAACAUGGUCAAAGCCUUAGAGUUUGUGAGGCUUGCACCAGAGGGGAGCCAAAGAGUUCAAGCUUUCCUGGAGAAAGCAGCAGAAGCUCUGGUUGAAGGAGGAAGGGAGGGGAUUUUCACACCCAUGUAUUUUUUCGUGGCCCGGAAGCCCCGUUCGUAAGUCAACAAAUCUUUGAAGUUUACGCCAGACAAUUUUUUCUACUGAUAUAUUGCCUGGGAAACCAAGCAGGGUUUAUUCAUCUCCGCUCGUUCCGCCAUAAUUUGUAGACUAAUAUAUAAACCAUUUAUUCACUGUCCCAAAAUGAUUUUUUGGAGCUUUAAUGAAACCUUAAAUCAAAAGAUUUCGGGCA
Vitis vinifera (wine grape) is the source of this 1350-nucleotide messenger RNA. Its product is annotated as cycloartenol-C-24-methyltransferase. The record is from RefSeq and is a predicted model, not a curated record. The coding region runs from base 129 to 1160 and encodes 343 amino acids. Gene Ontology annotation, molecular function: sterol 24-C-methyltransferase activity. The transcript has 14 exons. NCBI's taxonomy places the organism in Eukaryota, Viridiplantae, Streptophyta, Magnoliopsida, Vitales, Vitaceae. Gene Ontology annotation, cellular component: endoplasmic reticulum. Gene Ontology annotation, biological process: sterol biosynthetic process.